Candidula unifasciata is the source of this 1476-nucleotide messenger RNA. Lineage: Eukaryota; Metazoa; Mollusca; Gastropoda; Stylommatophora; Geomitridae. The record is from the annotation of a GenBank genome assembly.
AUGCUAGCGAUCUUCGUUUGCCUGGUGUUUUGUUUAGUGCUGGCAUUUUUGCUGCUUGCUUCAAAUGUCAGUAUUUCCGCCGAGAAAACCAGCUCGCCGCCGCUUCUGAUCAUUUCUUACGAUGGAUUUCGUUGGGAUUAUCUCAAUCGUACACGCACGCCAAACUUUGAUCACAUUAUAAAACAUGGCGUGUAUGCCAGAAGAGGGUUGGUGAAUGUGUUUGCGACCUCGACACUUACCAACCACUGGUCUAUGGUGACGGGGUUGUACCCGGAGAGUCAUGGUAUCAUUGAUAACCACUUCUUUGAUCCCGAUGUGAACAAAACGUAUAUUCCUCUUUAUCAGAACUGGUCUGCUGUAAAUGACCCGCGAUUUUAUGACACGGGAGCUGAGCCAAUCUGGGUUACAAACCAGCUGCAGAAAGAAAAUGGUCGCAGUGGGAGUGUUAUGUGGUGGGGCGCAGAAAAUAUUGUGAAAAAUACUAGGCCCACACAUCAUAUGCCUUAUAACCUAACUAUAGAAAGCACUUACAUUAUUGAUACCAUGGUAAAAUGGUUCACACAAGAUUCAGGGAUCAAUCUAGGUCUUCUGUAUUUCUCGGAGCCGGAUCAUACAGCACAUCAGUUUGGUCCCGAUUCUGAUAAUGUGACACAAAUGAUUGGCAAAGCUGAUGAACUGACAGGUUAUCUCUUUCGUCAGUUGUCUAGAAAUGAUCUUCUAGAGGAUAUGAAUAUAAUAUUCACAAGCGACCAUGGUUUUGCUUCUGCUUCCAAAGAGAAUCUCAUUUAUCUGGAUAAAUACAUUGACCCCAGCUGGUACACUGUGAUCCACUACACACCGGUUGCUGCUAUUAUGCCUAAACCAGGCAAGGAAGACAUCAUUUUUGAGAAGCUGAAAGCAGCUUCAACAGACAAUCAUUUUACAGUUUAUAGAAAAAAGGAUAUACCAGAUAGGCUGCGCUAUAGAAACAACAUCAGAACCCCUCCAAUCAUCAUUGUUGCAGACAUCACGUAUAAUUUUAUUACUAACAUGUCUGCUGAUCAAUUUAAACUAGCUGGCAACCACGGAUAUGACAACAAGUAUGAAGACAUGCAUCCAUUCUUUUUGGCUAUGGGACCAUCAUUCAAGCAGGGAGUUGAAGUAGAGACAUUUCAGAUGGUGGAUUUGUAUCCUUUGAUGUGCCGCUUACUGGAGCUGCAACCAGCACCAAACAAUGGCAGCUUGGAUGUGGUUUCUCUCUUCUUGCAGGAUCAACAGAAUUCCAUUUGGACUGUUUCAGCAUACAUAUUGUCCCUGGCUGUUAUAAUAACACUUGGUGGGACAUUUGCUGUUGCCUCAGUUUGGCAUUAUUGUCAGAAGCAUAAAAGCUCAGAGCUUGGGUUUGGUCGAACUGCAGCAAGGAUACAUUCUUUCAAAGACAUAAAUGCCCAGUACAAACUCAUACCAGAUGAAGAGGCACAUGAUGAUGGUCUUUGA